AUGGCCAACCAGAGUGAUUUACCACAGAAGAUCGAUAAUAAGUAUCUAACGCUGAUAUAUAAGAAGAAUGGAUCGUUUGAUAAACAGCGGAAGCGUUUGCUUGAGAACUUUAAGACGUCACAGACUCACUCCAAUCUCCUUCUUAAGCUAAAGUUAAUGGUGGAAUCAAAAGUAAAAGCGGAUCCGUCCAUCUUAAUGAAGAAUAAAGGUAAGAUGGCUGCUCUAAUACAGGGAGAGAUUAUCAGUAACAACUCAGGAUCAAAUAUUCUAGAUAUUGUUGAUAAGGAUAUCCAGGAGAAGAUCAUUGACUCGCCUGAGUUCCACGAUAGUCUAAAAGUGGAGCUUAAAGAUAUACGACGCAAAGCUUUAGGGAUUAGUGACGAGGACUAUGCUAAGCAGCUAGAGGAAGAGGCUAAAGCAGCGAAAGAAGAGGCUGAAAAGAAGCAACGCGAACAAGCAGAGAAAGAGAUGGCUUACAAGAACAACUUUAAGGUUAAACAACUUGCAGCUCCACCAAGAGUCGCUAGACCACCUCGUUUCAACCUACCGACCCGUGAACGCGAUAGUUACAGAGGCCGUGCUGCCUCUGGAAGGCACACCGAUAGAUACGAGAGAGGAAGUUCUGGUCCGGGAUGGUCUCAGGAUGACCGUAACUCUAAAGGAAGGCCUUCUUCUGGGCAUAUGAUGUACUAA
Messenger RNA from Candidozyma haemuli, 693 nucleotides. RefSeq lists its product as uncharacterized. Lineage: Eukaryota; Fungi; Ascomycota; Pichiomycetes; Serinales; Metschnikowiaceae. The record is from RefSeq and is a predicted model, not a curated record. The coding region runs from base 1 to 693 and encodes 230 amino acids. The transcript has a single exon.